AUGACCAAUCCACAGCAAUCCUAUACUAUCUGGUCUCCGCAUGAUACAGUAAAAGAUGUGGCAGAUUCUUUGGGGAUGUCAAACAUAAGCGACGACGUUCUAAGAUCUUUGGCAAUGGACGUCGAGUAUCGUAUUUUAGAAAUUGUCGAACAAGCGGUGAAGUUCAAGAGACACGCCAAGAGGGAGGUCCUCACCACCGAAGAUAUAGCGCGCGCUCUUAGAGUGCUAAAUGUGGAGCCUUUAUACGGUUAUCAGGAUGGGUCCGCCAGAUCUAAAGACGUUUCGUUUUCUAAAGUUAAUGCACAAGGAGGACAGGCUCUUUACUUCUUGAAUGACGAAGAAGUCGACUUUGACAAAUUAAUCAAUGAACCACUUCCCAAAGUACCUCGCUUGCCGACCUUCACAACACAUUGGCUCGCAAUAGAAGGCGUGCAACCCACAAUACCUCAGAAUCCAAGCCUGAACGACAUUCGAAUGUCUCAACCUCCCAUUGUGCGUGGUGCUAUUGUAACUACUGUUAAUGAUACGAGUCUUCAGACAUCUGCAUCGGAGGAAAAAGAGACGCAACAUAUUUCAUCGAUCAAACCGGGCCAGGCUAAUGAAGUUAAGCCCUUGGUCAAACACGUCCUAUCUAAGGAGCUACAAAUCUAUUUUGAUAAAGUUGUGUGCGCCCUGACUUCUAAACAGCAGGACGAUAAAACCCACCAUCUUAGAGCUGCAGCCCUUACCUCGUUAAGGUCAGAUACCGGUUUACAUCAAUUGGUUCCGUAUUUCAUCCAGUUUAUUGCUGAACAAAUAACACACAAUCUAUCAGAUCUUGGUCUUCUCACAACAAUGCUAGAAAUGAUUUACUCUCUGUUAAGCAAUGAGCAUGUUUUUUUGGAUCCCUACAUACAUUCUUUGAUGCCAUCCAUUCUAACGUUACUCCUCGCUAAAAAGCUUGGUGGUAAUCCUCCCGUAAAGACUAGCAAAGAACAACAAGAUGCCUUGGAAGAGGACGCGAAAGACGAUGAUGUUGACUUCUUAGGCAAGACCAAUGCUUUACGUGACUUCGCAGCGUCGCUGCUUGAUCACGUACUAAAGAAGUUUCCUCAGGUAUACAAAUCUCUAAAACCUAGAGUAAUGAGAACACUUCUCAAGACGUUUUUGGAUACGAAUCGGUCUUUUGGUACUUAUUACGGUUGUAUGCGGGGUAUUGCGGUACUAGGUCCAGAAUCAGUAAGGUUUUUUUUAGGAAACCUCCAAAGUUGGGCAACUUUGGUAUUUGAAGAGCACACGAACAAGAACACUGGUAAGGAAGGUGAAACCAUUACAAGCAGAUUUACGGAAGUUGAAAGCCAACUGCUUGGUGAUGUGAUAAUCGACUGUCUGGUCGUACUGAAGGCCGAUUUGCCGCCAGGUCAAAAGUAUGAGGAAGCUCUCACCGAGCAGGAAAUAGAUAGUCUGAACAAACGUUGCGGCUUCACCAUUUCUUCAAAAUUGACAAAACGUUCAGAUGCGAAAGAGUUAACAGCCGCAAUUUUUUUUGGCGAAUAA
Molecule: messenger RNA, 1536 nt
Organism: Lachancea nothofagi CBS 11611
Lineage: Eukaryota; Fungi; Ascomycota; Saccharomycetes; Saccharomycetales; Saccharomycetaceae
Source: the annotation of a GenBank genome assembly